AUGGGGGCCGCGAAGAGUAGGCCGGUGCGUGAGGCGCCCGUGCGGUACGUCGCGAAGCAGCUUCCGCGCGUCGACAGGACUCCGGUGGAGCAGCAGUUCAAGAAGCCGGAGUUCACCGCCCAGGGCAUCAACAGGCGCCUCGACGACGUCAACACGGAGCCGCUCAUGUACGUCGAGACGUCGAAGGAUGCGAGCAGCACGGAGCUGACGGACCACACCGCCCCCCGCUGGUACCUGAACACCUACAUGGAGAUGGUGGACAACCAACGCACGGACCAGGUUAUCAUCAGCGGCAACCUGCCGCUUUCCUGGGAGCGGGACAAGUUUGAGCCCUACGCCUUGGUGCGUGGCCGCAUAGACGACGAGGAUUUAAGGUGGGUGCUUGCUGCUGAGCAGCGCAAAAAGGGCGUGGAUGCGCUUUUGCCCUCCACAAAACUGGAGAGAGAUGUGCUACAAGACAUUCUAGACACGGUGGAGCUUCCACGCAUGCAGUACCGCAACUACAAGGGGAAACUGCAUAAAACUAUCGAGGACGCCAACACGCACAUUGCGGCACGCAAGGAACAGCUUGAGCGGGCGCGCGAGGAAGAAAUCUUACGCAAGAUUGGCUACAGCGAAGAGGAGGUGCUGCAAGAGGAGCAAUAUCUCAACAACCGAACUCGUGGUGUGAAGUCGCUUGAUGCCUUAGGAGCCAGCUUGCGGGAGAAAAAGAGACGAGAGCGUGCAGCACAGGCAAAUGAAAUGGAAGACCUCCUGGAGGAGCGUCGCACGCAAGAGUUGGAGGCCGGCGUCGCCGCCUUCACGGAGGAGGAGCUUCUUGAAAAACCUGAAGUGUUGGGCAUCAAACCAAAGCCCUACGGGACGCGGCGGCAAGUGUACAAGCACGUGUAUGCCGCCGAUUUUGGCAAGGACGACCGCAACCAGGCAAAGUUCCAGUGGUGGCUUGACAGGACACGCCGCAUCAAACGCGCCGUGGACACCAUUCACGGCGUCCCAGUGUAUAAUGAGCGGCUCUCCGCGAACGAGGAGCAAACGCGGAAGCAGAUGCGUGAGGCUGCGGAGUUCAACUUUACCCUUUCCCAGGCUCAGGGAGCAAAGGGAUUUACGGAUCCCCGCGGCCACUACGACGAGUUUAUGUCUGUGCUCCGGCAGAACAAGGACCUAAACGACGACAGUCGUGUCGAGGUGCAUGAGGACGACAUCUUGAAGAAUGACGUCUUUCGAUUUCCUCACACGAAGGGGCAUGGGCCCAAGUCACCACCAAAGAGAUUCACGGAUAAAGGGGAAAAGCCUGAAAAGGUUUGUACCGAUGUGAACAGGCUGCAUCGCGAUGAGGAGGCGGCGCAAGCCGUGCAGCAAGGUGUGAGGGCUGCGGAGGAGGUUGUUAGACAACACGCACGAAGCAAACAAGCCGCCGGGAAGUCCGAUAAGGAAAGUCUGGGUGACGUUGCAUCAUAUGAAAAUGACCCUUCUUCCAAGAAGGAACCCUGA
Molecule: messenger RNA, 1491 nt
Organism: Trypanosoma conorhini
Lineage: Eukaryota; Euglenozoa; Kinetoplastea; Trypanosomatida; Trypanosomatidae
Product: putative dynein heavy chain
Exons: 1
Coding region: 1-1491 (496 amino acids)
Source: RefSeq, a predicted model, not a curated record